UAACAUUUGUGCCUUGGCAUUGACUUGGCCCGGGUCCGGCUAUGUGGCUCACCUUCGGCCACGUCAAAAAAGUAACAAAACGUGGAUGGGCCAGCAUCGGUUCAAUUCUAAUUCUGAGUUGAUGGAAUAUUGGCGUGGCCCACAUUUGGCAUUUAACCAAACCCCAAGUAACCCCUCGCCAGGCAUCUUAUGAUUGUGGCCCAAAUCAAGCUUGACGGGCAUGGGCCAAGUCCGUUCGGCCGAACGAUGGCCCAAAUAAGGUUACACGGCUGCCGUGCUUUCUUCUGUCUAGCAGUUCCGGCAUUCUCCGUUUUUCCAGUCGUGUUCCACUCGUGAUCACGUGAACAUAUAUAAACGUGCUCUGAUUUUUAACAUGUCGACUUUUAACUUAGAGGCAUUUCCAUUUUGUGUCGUUGAGUUUGUCGAUGAUAAGGACAAAUUAAUUUACGUCGAAGCCGUCCCUCGAUCUUGGGUCAACGAGGAAAGUAGGGUGUGUCGCUGGCCAAAUAUAGCCGGACCUCAACUUGAUAAACUACGUAAAGUUCAGUCAAGUCCCGAAAAUCAAUGGAUAACCUACAAUAACAUCAAGAUCUUGAAAUUAUGUUCCGACUUUAAGACUGCCAGAAGUAAGGCCAUUUUAGCGGAGACAAAAAACUCGCUGGAUACAAGUGAAGAUCUUAAUAAGGGGAAGAAAAAAACACGGGGUGCUAAAAAUCAAUUAAAAUCAACACGGGACUUGCCAUCAGAAAGGGAUAAUAGUUCAUCAUCAUCGUCGUCAUCCAUUUUGGCAAUAAAUUUUUGCUCCUCACUUGAACCGCCUACGUCGAUUUUUGUCGAUCCUCCGAGCAAUAAUAAUGAUCAAAUUAUUAUCCCCUCCACAUCACUUGCUCAAAAUGUUGCUGGAUCUUCUACCGUUGAAUUAAAUGAGCCAAAUGUAGCAGAUAACUCUGAGAUUAUCUGUUCUGACAAUUUCGUGGUUGUUAAUGAUGGUCUAUUAGCACAGUUGACUCAGACAAUUCAGGAUUUUAAGGAAGUGAUUCUUCGAGAAAUUCAAGAGGUGAAGAGCGAUAUUGCUAUUAUUCGAGCUCAAGUUUUGCAACAAAACAAGACCGCUGUGGUGCCAGCCAGAUGUUCUAAAAUUCCUAUGAAAACUGUAGAGGAUUGGUCUGAAUUAGAAGUUUGGUUGGGAUCAGUUGAAGAAGCAAAACAGAUUAUUGUCACAGACUUGGAAUUGAUUGGAGGCAAUGAUUUGAAUGACCUUACGAGAAGACUUCUUGCGCGAAUAAUGACAGCGGAAUUAUCGAAGCAGGUCAAUUUCACAGGUGCAAACGGGAAAUUAAACUUUGGCGCUUCACCCUUUUACAACAUCUUGAUUGAAUCUAUCCGAUGUUAUUCCGACUACAGCAACACGCACGAACGGAAAAUACGUCAAUGUGUCAUGCGAUGGUUUAAUAAUUCAAGUGACCGGGAUGGAGGAAGAGAGAGGCGUAGAAAAAAUAAUCAAGCCGAGACGGUACAAUAA
This is a messenger RNA of Folsomia candida, 1522 nucleotides long. RefSeq lists its product as uncharacterized. The record is from RefSeq and is a predicted model, not a curated record. Lineage: Eukaryota; Metazoa; Arthropoda; Collembola; Entomobryomorpha; Isotomidae. The coding region runs from base 374 to 1522 and encodes 382 amino acids. The transcript has 6 exons.